AUGGCCACCCUUGGUAGGUGCGAUUUGUGUAUCGUCCAGUAUACAUCCAAAGAACAUAAAGAAAGUCAUUUAUUGGGAAAGAAGCAUAAAAAAAAACUUUCUGAUAGAGAACGUUUUUGCACAUCUCUACCUAUUCAGGAGGUAGAACCGGCAAGUUAUGUACAGCAGGUAUACCCAUCCUUACCUAAUGUGCUAGUGAGUAACGUAUCCCCAUGUAAUACCGAAGCCGUUACAGAACCGGCAAGAUCACAAACGGUAUCUGUUAACGUGCAGACGACACAGACGUGCGAAGAAGAUGAGAACACUAGACAGGCGGAAGUCAUUCCGAACAUUGUUUCAGUACAGCCCACGUCUUUAGAUCAUAACGAAUUUAUACGCGUUUAUGAAGAUGAAAACGGCGAGAUAAUAGGAUAUAAGUGUAUUCUUUGUUCUAAAAAACUUCAAUGUCCGAGUGCUGUAACUUCUCAUUUGCAAAGUAGCGCACACUCCAAAAAUGUCUCCGAACAACCAUCAAAACUUUAUAAUUUGCCCCCCAUCGUACGCCACUGUGAAGACCCUAUCGAUGAGGCUUAUUGCUUGACAGAUUCAAUUCCAAGAGGUUACCAAGCCGAAUUGUUCGAAAAAUCUCAUUGUUACGAUAGCGUUAUAUUUUUACCCACAGGAACUGGUAAAACUCUAAUAAGUAUUAUGGUAAUUUCUCAUAUGUUAAAACGAAAUCCUAGACGUCCUGUGUUGUUCAUUGUUGACAAAGUACUGUUGGCUUUGCAGCAAUUCCAUUAUAUUCAAAAUGAGUUGAAAGAUCAGAAAUUUUCCAGAUUUGAUACAACAAAUAUUGAAAAUAUUAUUGAACGGAACCUAAAGAUAAUUUGUGUCUAUGGCGGUCAUCCAGGGUCUGCUAAGGAUCCUUUAUCAUUGUAUGAUGUUAUUAUCAGUACAGCAGUAUACUGUGAUCGUCGAAUGAAAGAAAAAGUCUUAAGAUGGAAGGAUUUCAGUCUUGUGGUUAUUGAUGAAGUCCACCAUUCAGACAAAGAACAUCCAUUCAGAAAACUUUUGGGAGAAGAGCACCAUACUUUAGAAAAGAAAGAUUGUCCCCAAUUAUUAGGACUAACUGCCUCACCUGCUGGGAAGGAAACCAUUUCAAAAACUAUUACUAUGCUUCAAACGUUGGUAACUAAUUUAAACAAUUCGAAAAUUAACAUUGUGAAAGAGGAAACAAAAGAGCUAAUGAAGUAUAAAUCUACUGCUCAUUUAGAAAUUCAAACUAUUCCUUUCCAAGAUGCUGAGUUACCAUAUAUAGCUGAGUUUAAAAAAUAUCUUUUGGAAUGUUUGAAAGUUCUUGUGGACUGUUCUGAUCUUUCAAGAAACAUAAUACCAUCGAAUGAGGAUUUAAUUGACAAAAGCUUUCUGAAUGAAAUUGAGGAAAGAUUAAGGUCUGUAACCAUCACUGGAGAAAUGGAAAAAGGGACAAUCGUAAUUAAUCACACUAAAAAAAUUGUUUCCCUUAUUAUAGAUGCUCUCGAUGGAGGAAUUUCUUGUAUAGUUGAAGAACUAAAAUUUCUUUCUGAUCCUUCAAAUAAGGAAUAUUCGUUUACACUUGCUUCUGGAAAUGGUCUUUGUUGUGAUAACAUCAGAUCAAUAGUUAACACAAUUGUAGGGAACAAUAUCCCUGUUUCAGCACAGUUUAAAUAUCUGGUAAAAACUAUUGGUGAAUACAUGACUGAUAAUCGUGAUAUUCCAUCUGGACUCAUAUUAGUAAUGGUGAAGAGAAGGAGAACUGCUGUUGAACUUGGCAAGAUGAUGAAGACUUCACCAUUGGUUAAUGAGAAGCAUCUCUCUGUUGUUAGUAUCACUGGUCAUGGUGGUGGUGGUGGUGAUGGAAUGAGAGUAAGUACACAAAGGAAGGUAUUUCAGGAAAUAAAAGAGGGUAAACAUCAAAUUAUUAUUACAACUUCUGUAGCUGAAGAAGGUGUUGAUUUACCAAAGUGUUCUUUAGUGAUUACACUGAAUCCACCAACUUCAGUUGUAACUCUGGUGCAAAUGAGAGGCCGAGCACGGAAAAACAAUAGCACAUUUUUGGUUGUCUGUGAAAAUGCAAAGAAUGAAGAAAACAUUAGGAAUCUGUUAGGAGCUGAAAAAAUAAUGGAAGAAGCUACAGAAUAUAUGUGUAAUAAGGAAAGGUCACUAGAUAUUUUAAUGUGAUUUGAUUGAAGAAAAUUGUUCUAUUCUUAUUAAAUCUAUUUUCCUUCAUUCUUACUUAUUUUAUAUAUUUUUCAAAUAUUGUAUUUUCAACAUUUCGCACAUAUGUACACACAUUCAUCAAAAUUUAAAAGGGCAUGGUUUCUGUUUUACAGGCUAAAUAUAAAAUUUUCAGACAGUUUUUAAAGAUAAAACAUGGGAUAACUUUGGGGAUCAAGUGAUCUAAUUUUGUGAGAAAUGAAGUUGUUCAAGGUAUAAUGAAAAUUGGUCAAACAAAAUGUUGGGUCAAGCUCAAACGAGCCUUGACUAUAGUUCUGUAACCUCACUGUGCAUUAGGAAAUUUGAUAUUUUUCCAUUUUUUGAUUUCCAUUAACUUCCUUAAACUUGGUUAAAAUUGCAUAUACUUUGUUAAAAUAUUCAUUUAUUUUCAUAUAAGUUUUAUAGCAUAAUAAUUAAUAAUUAUAAUGAUAAUAAAAUCUUUUUAACCUUA
This is a messenger RNA of Octopus sinensis (East Asian common octopus), 2686 nucleotides long. Its product is annotated as dicer-like protein 1. The record is from RefSeq and is a predicted model, not a curated record. NCBI's taxonomy places the organism in Eukaryota, Metazoa, Mollusca, Cephalopoda, Octopoda, Octopodidae. The coding region runs from base 1 to 2199 and encodes 732 amino acids. Gene Ontology annotation, molecular function: hydrolase activity; ATP binding; zinc ion binding. Gene Ontology annotation, cellular component: cytoplasm. The transcript has 4 exons.